AGUAGCGGGUCUGAGGUGACCUCUAUAAAUUGACAAUCAGUAUACUAGGGUUUACCUUCUUCUGCGGCCCUGAAAGUAGCUCUACAUUCCUCUUGCAGCUGCCGCGACAAACCAGCCUGACAGAAAGAGCUUAUCAUAUUUUUUUCACUUCGCAGCCAUGAUUAUUCCAGAGAAGAACCGUAAAGAAAUUUGCAAAUACCUUUUCCAAGAGGGAGUCUGUUAUGCAAAGAAGGAUUAUAAUCUCGCAAAGCAUCCAGAGAUUGAUGUUCCCAACCUGCAAGUGAUUAAGCUGAUGCAGAGCUUCAAAUCCAGGGAGUAUGUGCGAGAGACAUUCGCAUGGAUGCACUACUACUGGUAUCUUACCAAUGAUGGAAUUGAGUUUUUGAGGACUUACCUCAAUCUUCCGUCAGAAAUUGUGCCUGCUACCUUGAAGAAAUCCGCAAAGCCUGUUGGUCGCCCCAUGGGUGGUCCUCCUGGUGACCGUCCGAGGGGCCCACCUCGCUUUGAGGGAGACCGUCCAAGAUUUGGUGACCGCGAAGGAUACCGUGGAGGUCCCCGUGGUGGUGAUUUCGGUGGUGAGAAGGGAGGUGCCCCAGCAGAUUUCCAGCCUUCCUUUAGGGGUGCUGGUGGAAGGCCUGGAUUUGGUCGUGGAGGUGGAGGAUAUGGUGCAGCUCCAUCAGGUUCAGGGUUCCCCUGAAGUGAUUCUUGUUCAUUUACUUUUCGUUGCAGUAUUAGUGUGUCAUGUCUAAGGUUUAGAUCUAAUGCCAUUGCUGAAUUUUCUACAGCGUCUUGUAAGCUUUAAAGUAGAAUAUUUAAGAGCUUAUUAUGAGAUCUUUAAUUUUGUCCA
Mangifera indica (mango) is the source of this 847-nucleotide messenger RNA. Its product is annotated as 40S ribosomal protein S10-1. The transcript is spliced from 5 exons. NCBI's taxonomy places the organism in Eukaryota, Viridiplantae, Streptophyta, Magnoliopsida, Sapindales, Anacardiaceae. The record is from RefSeq and is a predicted model, not a curated record. Gene Ontology annotation, molecular function: structural constituent of ribosome; RNA binding. Bases 158 to 697 code for a protein of 179 amino acids. Gene Ontology annotation, cellular component: cytosolic small ribosomal subunit.